This is a messenger RNA of Scheffersomyces stipitis CBS 6054, 1410 nucleotides long. RefSeq lists its product as uncharacterized. Lineage: Eukaryota; Fungi; Ascomycota; Pichiomycetes; Serinales; Debaryomycetaceae. Bases 1 to 1410 code for a protein of 469 amino acids. The transcript is spliced from 4 exons. The record is from RefSeq and is a predicted model, not a curated record.
AUGGCCGAUUUGGAGACCGUUCUCAUCACGGUGGCUGCGGCUCUCGCCAUCAACUACCUCUACAACCAGUACAUCCAUGCAACAAAAGAUGUAAACGAGCUCUAUCUUAACGAACAGUCGACAGUUGACUCUACCAGGCUUGCUAAUGAAUCAGCCAUCUACAAGUCCAAUAAAAUCGCGUAUGCAAACGGCCUCCGCAUAGGCUUGGACAUUCGCUACGACCACUACAAACUUCGCCACGGCAACCUUUGCGACGUCUGGGAAAUCAUCACCAAAUACGCAUCGAAACUGCGUGGUUCAGGCAUCACCAUCGAUAACGAGUUCCAACCUAUCAUCCAGUUGAACUACAAGAUUUCCCAAUUCAGUCGCUACUUAACCUCUAAUAAGGUGAAGGUUGUACGCAUCAAUUUGAAUCGCUUCAUCGACAACUUCGAUAUCUUGAUAGCAGUCAUCAGCGCCAUGGUGAACCAGAUAACUAUCGAACUCUAUGAUGACCAUGCUAAUUUACAGGAUACUGAUGAAGGAUUGUUCAUUCGACCUCCAGAAGUUCACUCCACACUUAACGAAUUUGUCAACGAAUACACCUACGAAAAAGACAAGGGAAUCGCAUUGAAGAUCACAAGAAAGUUGAACAGUUCUGUGCUUUCAACUGUCGAGUUCACUCAAUUGAACAUCAUCAGUUCCUUGGCAUCGACUAUUAAACACUUGCCCUUGUCCAAGGAAAUCAACCACGAUGACAAGAUUGUUGUAGUACAAUCAUCUAAACGAUCUAACGAUGCCAUUACAAACCAAUUGAAUAAGAUAUUACUCAGUUUCAUCACAACUGCUCAAUUGGUGGUAUUGACUGAAAAUUCCUCGUUAUCCUGGAACAAUAUCCUCUCACACGAGCCUACUAUUCUUGCUCUCAACGAAAAGGAACUCCAAGACCUAUCGCUUGAAAAGUUGAAACUGGGAUUAAAUUUGAAUUGGUACAAAAAGUUCGUUGCAAACCAAACAUUGGUAUAUGUAAAUAAUGGAAUUACCAAUCCUCGUAUAUUCUCUCCUGCUCAAUUGAACGAGUUUAGAUGCUAUCUUUCUUCGCGAUUGGUGAUGGAAUUCGGGUACUAUAACAUUAUCGGCCCAAUUAUCCUUACAGACUUCUACGACUAUAGGUAUUUCCUGAUAGCAAGCGUAAAGUCUUGGGGAUGUAUAUCGCAGUCAUUGGAACUUAAGCUCACAGAGGUAUCAGACAAGAGUGAAGGAAAGUUGAGCGUUAGAGGCUACUCAAUAGGCAAGUCAACUAACAAGGUUGUCAAUAGAUCCGACCAGAUCGAGCAGAAUAAAAAUAUAAUGAAAGCUAAUGAUGGUUUUAUGCCCUUAAUUAAUGUUAGAGGCAGAUGGGGUAAUGACGGAUGCUUGUACAUAGUUUAA